GCAAACAUCCAUCUUUUUUCCUCUUCACAUUUGCUUAAGAUGCUCAGGGUACUUUUACAGAGGACGGCUCACUUGAAUAAUUCAGUUGCGCCUCUUAUUACUUUAAAAAGAAACAAAAAACAUACAAAAGAUUUAAACUAACCAAAACAAUGGGCUGUAUUCAAAGCUUCAGGCAAUUGUGUGACUAUCCAAAGAAUACUAAUGUUCAUAUCAGUUUUCCAGCAGUGUGCUUUGUGUGGCAAACUGCCAUGAUCAUCUUGUUUGGGAUUUUUAUUCGUUACAAUGAAGAAUCAGAUCCACACUGGGUAGAGCACAAAAAAGCUAACAAUCUAUCCGACCUUGAUAAUGACUUCUACUUCAGAUAUCCAAGUUUCCAGGAUGUCCAUGUAAUGAUCUUUAUUGGAUUUGGCUUCCUGAUGACAUUUCUUAAGCGCUACAGCUUCGGCGCGGUGGGUUUUAACUUCCUCAUCGCAGCCUUCGGCAUCCAAUGGGCACUGCUAAUGCAAGGCUGGUUCCACUCCCUGGAUGCAGAGGGAAAGAUCAGAAUUGGAGUUGAAAACCUGAUCAAUGCUGACUUCUGUGUGGCGAGCUGCUUAAUAGCCUACGGGGCGGUGCUUGGUAAAGUCAGUAAUGUCCAGCUGCUGGUUCUGACUCUGUUUGGCGUCACAUUGUUUGCUGUGGAUGAAUAUAUUAUCGUGAGUGUCAUACAUGCCAGAGAUGCUGGGGGCUCCAUGUCGAUCCACACAUUUGGAGCUUAUUAUGGUCUUUGCAUCUCAUGGAUGCUCUAUCGGCCAAACCUGAACCAGAGCAGUCGUCUGCAGGGCUCCGUCUACCACUCAGAUGUCUUUGCUAUGAUUGGCACCCUCUUCCUGUGGAUGUUUUGGCCCAGCUUCAACUCAGCCAUUUCAGACCACGGGGACGGGCAGCACAGAGCAGUCAUUAACACCUACCUGGCUUUGGCCUCAACUGUGCUCACUUGUAUGGCCAUCUCGAGUCUCUUCAACAAGCAUGGAAAACUAGACAUGGUUCACAUCCAGAACUCCACUCUUGCUGGAGGUGUUGCAGUGGGGACUGCAGCAGAGUUCAUGCUGAUGCCCUAUGGUGCUCUGAUCGUAGGAUUCUGCUGUGGUAUAAUCUCCACACUGGGAUAUAUCUACCUCACGCCUUUCAUGGAGAAGCAUUUGAAGAUCCAGGACACAUGUGGAAUCCAUAACCUGCAUGCCAUGCCAGGACUCAUAGGUGGCAUUGUGGGAGCCAUUACUGCUGCAUCUGCAUCAAAGUCUGUUUAUGGCGAAGAAGGGCUCAUUAACACCUUUGACUUUGAGGGUAAAUUCAAAGAUGUGGUACCCACACAGCAGGGUGGGUAUCAGGCUGCAGGCCUCUGUGUGGCUCUCUGCUUUGGUGUGGGCGGAGGCAUCCUUGUCGGUUGUAUCUUAAGAUUACCUAUCUGGGGAGAUCCUGCAGAUGACAAUUGUUUUAAUGAUGAGGCCUACUGGGAGCUUCCUGAGGAUGAAGAGGCUGCCUCACCAGUCCUUCAUUACAACAACCACAUGCAGAACAAAGAUGUAGCGGAGUCACAUUUCACUAUGGAGCAGACCUGACGCUAGUCCUUGAACCUGAUGGAUCUCUGUCUUUAUCGCACUGCCCCUUUGUUCCUUUUUUAUUUUCCUGCUGGACAGAAAUAUUAAUAUCAAUUAUUCCAAUCAAUUAUAAAUGUUACUUUAAAUGGUUGUAAGAGAAAUAUUUGAAUCAUGUUUUGUAUUACGUUUUCUUCAAAUCCACUUGAGUUGCUUGAGUUGAGUAGCUUUCACACCUUUUUUCUAAUAUCAUUUUUUUCUGUCUGUGUGACGUAAAAGACUGCAGGUAACAUUUAUUAAAGAGAAUACACAGACUUUUUGGGAACUUUAUGCUGUCAGCUUCAUUUAUGUUUAGUUGAGUUUCCAUAUAUUACAAUUAGAUGCAUUAAAAACAGAAAUAAUUUUGAGUGUCUUCAUGAACAUGUUUUACAUUGAGAGGUAUGGAUCAUGUUACUGAUUAUGGAUUU
Molecule: messenger RNA, 2044 nt
Organism: Sander lucioperca (pikeperch)
Lineage: Eukaryota; Metazoa; Chordata; Actinopteri; Perciformes; Percidae
Gene: rhcgb
Product: Rh family, C glycoprotein b
Exons: 11
Coding region: 150-1601 (483 amino acids)
Biological process (GO): ammonium homeostasis; ammonium transmembrane transport
Cellular component (GO): plasma membrane
Molecular function (GO): ammonium channel activity
Source: RefSeq, a predicted model, not a curated record